Nezara viridula (southern green stink bug) is the source of this 1773-nucleotide messenger RNA. NCBI's taxonomy places the organism in Eukaryota, Metazoa, Arthropoda, Insecta, Hemiptera, Pentatomidae. The record is from the annotation of a GenBank genome assembly.
GUUGAUAUUAGAUUAGACCGAAAACCUCGAUUCACUAGCAACGGGCUUGUGAAGUACUUACUAUCAGAAAACAUUAGUGUUUGUUUUGAAGUGGUGUGAGUGCUAAUAAGAAGAAUCUAAGUAAUUUAGUGUAUAUUUUUAAGUAAUGCCUAGUAAGAAGAAAAAAUAUAAUGCGAGAUUUCCUGCUGUGAGUAGUUGUCAGAUGAAUCAGUUUACUUAUUCAUUGCAUAAAUUUAAAACUAGUUUUGUGCAGGGGAGGAUAAAGAAGAUUAUGCAGACAGAUGAAGAAGUUGGAAAAGUAGCUCAAGCUGUACCUGUCAUUAUUUCUCGCACUUUAGAGCUUUUUGUUGAGUCUUUAAUUACAAAGACUAUGGAGAUCACAACAAUGAAGAAUGCUCGAACGCUGAGCCCACAUCACAUGAAGCAAUGCAUUUUAUCAGAAAAUCGAUUUGAUUUCUUGAGAGAUCUUGUUAAAAGUGUGCCAGAAGUAUCUGUUUCAGAUGAUGACUUAGGGUCAUUUUCUGACAAUUCUUCUUCAGUUCAUCCUGCUGCAAGAAGAAGUUCACGAGAAGAUUCUGAAAUGGUUCAAGAUGACAGUCCUCCACCAGCAGAUAGUUCAAAUUUUAAAGAGGAAGACAAACCAUCUGACGAUGACCAACAUAAUUCUGAUACAGUUGAUGAAUGGUCGUUGCAGAUUGACGAGUCUGAACCAAAACCUGAAGAAUCUCUUCCUUCAAACAGCAUUAUUCCAACACUUUCUAAAAAUGAUUCUGAUUCUGAAGAAAAUCAAUGAUACAAAGUUCAUAUCACAUUCUUUAUGUGGUGCUAUUUAUUUUAAAAAGUAAAUAAAUGUACAUUUUUUUAAUUUUGAUAUUUAUUAAAAUUUAAGGUAUUUGUAUACUUUAUUUGUAUUAUAUGAAAUAUAUUGAAAAAAUAAAAAUUGGCACUGUAUAAUUGCUAGAAAUCAUUCCAGAUUGUUCUAUAUCAAUGUACGAAGAGGAAAAUUCAACAAAUUGAGUAUUUUUCCUAAUUACAUUCGCUAACAUCAAUAGAUUGAGAAAUGAUACCAUUGUAUUAAAACAGUGAAUAUGUAAUAUUCAUAUUUGUACAUUCUCCCUGUAGACCACCUGAAAAAUCACUCAAAAUAUGCUCUCUUGAUAAAGUAGUGAAUUGUUGGAUUUGUCCUUUUUAGAAAAUAUCAAUGAUAUAUAAUUUUAACUGAUAAAACAAUUUUUUUUAAUUAUAAAAUUAAUUCUGUUGCACUUCCAUAUACUUUUCCAAAGUAUAUAUAUAUAUAAACACACUCACACACACACACACAUAUAUGUAAGGCUAUUUAUUUAUUUUAUUGCAAAAGAAUUGCAUGUUAUUGUAAAUAUACUUAUUUUAUGAAAUUUUUAUUUAAUUACUUGUACUAGUAUUUGUCAAUUAAAUAAAUCCUUAUUUGUAUGCAGAUGCCAUGAUUCUAAAUUGUGAUGGAUCAAAGCAAUUUGAUCAGCUGCAAUCUGUCAAGAGCUGUGAUUAUAUGCUCUUUGUGUAUAAGUCUUGUGGUCAUACAUUGCACCAGACUUUUCCUUCGAGUUGGGAAGUCACCAUAAUUUCUGUGUGUAUAUUUAGUUUUUUUAAACUAUGUAUAUUUGUUUAUCAAAAUUUUACAAACUGUAAAAAAUUUUGUAUAAACAAAUAGUGUUUAUAUUGAAAUUUGGAAAUAACAUUCACCGGUUUAUUUUCAUCUGAUUGUAAUUUAAUUUGUAAUAAAGUUAAGUCUUCAGC